Molecule: messenger RNA, 4429 nt
Organism: Cynoglossus semilaevis (tongue sole)
Lineage: Eukaryota; Metazoa; Chordata; Actinopteri; Pleuronectiformes; Cynoglossidae
Gene: stx1a
Product: syntaxin 1A (brain)
Exons: 10
Coding region: 597-1460 (287 amino acids)
Biological process (GO): vesicle fusion; exocytosis; intracellular protein transport
Cellular component (GO): SNARE complex; plasma membrane; endomembrane system
Molecular function (GO): SNARE binding; SNAP receptor activity
Source: RefSeq, a predicted model, not a curated record
GACAUCAGUGUUCUGUUUCCAACAGAGGGCGCUGUGUGCUUCCACACCGUCCAAAACACCCGGGCGUCAUCAGUGAACCUGUUCAAUCAAAGUGUGAACUCUCAGCUCAGACCCGCAAAGAGACGCUCUCUUCUGCCUCUCACUCUACUCUGACUGUGUAACACCGCCGUAGAUUAGUCUAACACAAAGUUAGGAACAGAUUCGAGUCGUAAUUCAAAUGUUUAAAAUUGUAUUUAAAAGGUUUGUUUUGCACAAGCAGACGAGGAAGUUGACGCCGUGCAACGGGUUAACGAUAGGGAGGCCUGGCCUCACCUUUCUGUGAACGUCACUGGCUUCUGGUCCCACCACCACCAUCACCAUCAUCUUCAUCAUCAUCACCAGCUCCACCACCAAUCUCCUCCCCCUCCUCCCACGACAGAGAGAGGGAGAGACUGAGAGGCAGAGAAGCGCGUCUCUGUCCGCCGCCGCUCUCGACUCCUCAGCUCGGUGUGUCGGUCGAUCCCUCUACCAACAUCAUCAUCACCAUCUUCCUCCUCUUACAGACGGACACACAGACGGUCAGUGGAAAGUGACGGAGUGAGACGUCAGCAGCUGCCAUGAAGGACCGAAUGCAAGAACUUCGACAUGGGAAGGAGACGAACGAGGAGGAGGAUGAAGUGGCUGUGGGGAUGGAGAAAGGCUUCAUGGACGAGUUCUUCGAACAGGUGGAGGAGAUCCGAGGUUUCAUCGAGUCUCUGGCUGAGAAGGUCGAGGAGGUGAAGAGGAAGCACAGCGCCAUCCUCGCCUCCCCCAACCCUGACGAGAAAACUAAGGCUGAGCUGGAGGAUCUAAUGGCCGACAUCAAGAAGUUGGCCAACAAAGUGCGGUCCAAAUUAAAGAGUAUUCAACAAACCAUCGAGCAGGAGGAAGGACAGAAUAGGUCAUCGGCUGACCUGAGGAUACGCAAAACACAGCACUCCACGCUGUCCCGGAAGUUUGUGGAGGUGAUGUCUGAAUACAACACCACGCAGUCAGACUACAGGGAGCGCUGCAAGGGACGCAUCCAGAGGCAGCUGGAGAUCACUGGAAGGAAUACAACCAAUGAGGAGCUGGAGAGCAUGUUGGAGAGCGACAACCCGGCUAUCUUCACUUCAGGGAUCAUCAUGGACAACAUCACCGAGCAAGCCAUGAAUGAGAUUGAGACUCGACACAACGAGAUCAUCAAGCUGGAGAACAGUAUUAGAGAGCUGCAUGACAUGUUCAUGGACAUGGCCAUGCUGGUGGAGAGUCAGGGGGAAAUGAUAGAUCGCAUUGAGUACAAUGUGGAGCACUCGGUAGACUAUGUGGAGAGGGCGGUGUCAGACACUAAGAAAGCGGUCAAAUACCAGAGUAAAGCUCGGAGGAAGAAAAUAAUGAUUAUUAUAUGUUGUGUGAUUCUGGGUGUCGUCAUUGCUUCCAUAGUCGGGGGAACGUUGGCUUGAACACAACAAACACCACAGAGCAGAUGUACACAUUUAAACUGACAAAAAAUGUUUAGCACCAAUGUGUGUUUCCUACUGUACCAUUCGUUAGAGACGCAGUGUAGACUAGGGGUCACCGACCUUUUUGAAACUGACAGAUACUUCCGGAGUACUUAGAAAUACAAAGAGCUACUUGUUUGAUGCAGACUUCCUUGAAGAACGUAAUAAUAAUAAAAAAAGAAAACGAAUGCUGCUCUGUCAAGAUCUGGGACAUACAGCAGUACACACUCUUCUUACCAUUGUCGUUGAACACAUUUGAAUAUCACUGCAAGUGGAACUGAUUCAAAAAGACCAGUCCAGUUCAUUUUUUGACCUUCUUGUUGACUAGCUUUAUUUUUAGAACAUACUCGUUGGGCAUCUCGUUGGUGACCCCUGGUGUAUACAGUACAAUCCACAGGUGUGUUCGCAUGAGUUGCUCUUUUGUAGAAAAAAUAUUUAAAACAAAAAAAAAACAUGGUGCUGCUGCAGAGAUGUUUAUCAGAGUGUUGUCAAAGAUAUGAUUCGUGGAACCACAAUGUACACAAAUGUAAUGUACUGUAAUGCUAUACUAAUACAUUCCAACUCCAAGUAUGACGACUCUGCUGUGAAGUCAGUUCUGUGUUGUACAGGCCUCUGCUCCAGUGUUUCCACAGCCACCUCUUCUACAAACUGCUUUUGAUUUUUUUUGUUUUCUUCUUUUUCUUUGAUUUCUUUUCUCCUUCCCACGUGUCUCUGAUGUUCUACCUUUACUAACCCUGCAUGGAUUAGUUCACUGUGAGGUGACGUUCUGUUCGUUGUUGCCAAAAGAACCGGUGGAAUUUUUAUUCUCUUCUUUAGUAAGAAUCAAGGUCACACUGCCAAACUUUUCCUAAUGUCAUUAAUUCACAGAAGCGCUGCUGUACCUGAGUUCAACGUGGCUUUCUGUGCAGUGUGUGUAUGUUGUUCUGUGUGUGUGUGUGUGUGUGUUUGAGGGUGUAUACCUUGUAUAGCUGUAGUAUUGUUCUUUUUUUAUAUAUAUAAAUUCCCGUUGUUGUGGCGAGACAUUGUCCUCGUGGAGACUUUUUGCAGAUCCUCACUGAACGAGAGUGGGGAUCUGAGAGUCUGAGUCUUUGAGAUUCAAGAGUUAGUUUAGGAUUAGAAUUAGGGUUAUAUUAGAGUUAGGAAUAAGGAUUAGUUUUAGGCAUAUAAUUAAAACAUGUAGUUAAGGUUAGGGACUAGGGAAUAGAUUAUAUCCGUGUGUGUGGGUCUGUGUGUGUGUGCGUUUGAUGCUACUGUAUGUGUCUGACUUGUAAGUGGAAAGUGACUGUUUGUUUGUUAGGUUAUAAAGUUGAAUUGAUUUGCAUUUGCAAAAGUUUUAGGUGUGUUGAAAAAAAUGGUUGAAAAGUAAGAAUACUUUAACCGACCUCUUAGAAAGAUAGAAAUGCUAACAGUUUAUUUUUACGAACAAAUGUCAAAUAUCCAAUAAAGGAUUGGGGGAUUAUACCAAAUCAGAUCUUUCAUUGGUAAAAACAGUUCUACUACGUAGGUAGUCCCAAACAUCCUGGAGGACUGACAUUAGACAUGUGGGUCAGUUUGACUGGAGACAAAGGUCAGAGUCUUCCACAGAUAAGGUUUGGUUUGGCUUUUACUCAUCACUUCUAAUCCUCCUAUAAAGUUAAUUCUAGUCACUAACCUACAUAUGAAAACGAUGCUCACUGGCACCUUUUCUUUGUACAAAAUACUCAUUAGGACUGAUGCUAGUGUUUAUUUUGGUCUGGAUUUUGUCCACAAUGAGAACUUUAAAAAAUUAUUUAUUAUUCCAGUGUUUUUAAGUAUUUUUUACUUUACAACAAAUUUUUUACCCUGACCUGAAAAUAUUUUGCACAGUACUGUUAAAGCUUGCUAACACUGCCAGUAUGUUCAAAUAUGAGGUUUAAAAAAGGAGUCCACAUCUCAGUUGGAUCAAUAGUUCUGGUAUGUAAGUGAUUAAAAACUGCCGGUGUUUGGUGUCUUAUUAUGAAGCCUGAGCUUGAACAUGACCACAACCCAUCCUUCUGUUAAUCUCCUAUUUAUUUUUAUCAAUCAAUUCAAUAAAAGCGUGAGCAUGAAUUCACCUUAGCCCCUGAGAUUGAUUUGUACAUCCAUCCAACAUGAAUCAUCACAUCGUGUCACCAUGUUGUCCAGAGGUCACUGGGCCACAUAAAAAUAAUUACUGACCUAUGCUCUGAUUACCUGCACUUUUUUAGUUUGGUCAGUCCUGAGACCUGUAAAGGGGAGUUCAGACCAAAAUGCGACAGGCGCGGGUUAAGUGUAAAUGGCGUCACAGCUAACGAUUUAGUCGGCGGUGCCAUUGGAGCUUCGAAUGUGAUGCGAUAAAUCGAUUCGCUAAGGCAAAGCGAAGAAGUUGUGAACGCAAGAAAGUGACGUUUUUGGCGCACUUUAUAUUCAUUUUAAUACUGGUCGUAUUAUUUUAUUUUGUUCUUUGUCUCGUCGCACCUUGACGACCGACGGGUCUGGGAACAAUGUGUUACGUCUAUUCAACAGUUCCGUGGAGCUGAAAAUGUUUGCCACUACUUGUUGCAACCUUUGUGUCUGUUUUACAUUGUUACAGUUGGGACUUUCCUUGAGAGCUAGGUCCGGCAGUAAGGUUAUGUGACGCGCUGCUCCAUGUCCAAGAAAGCACGCUGAGUCCAGGUAUGUUUCAGGGUAUUUAAUAAGAAACCCACAUGCACAGUAAUAAAAAAUGAACUGACCUGUGAAAACUUUUUUUGUUUUGUUAUCGUGAAUUUAGUUGAGCUAUUUCACUAACAUGCUCUCAGCUGUGGUUUAAAAAUGGAUGUAGCCACUGAGUUUGGCUCAAAUGGUGUCGAGACCCGGAAAAAAGUAGAAGGCUUUGGUCAUCGUGCAUCUAUCUUUGGUCGGCAUCUGCCUGCAUUUGAGACCAAUGGAGAAAUCCUCAAAGCGCCGCAUCA